Molecule: messenger RNA, 2043 nt
Organism: Punica granatum (pomegranate)
Lineage: Eukaryota; Viridiplantae; Streptophyta; Magnoliopsida; Myrtales; Lythraceae
Source: RefSeq, a predicted model, not a curated record
AAUAGUUGAGGAGUGAAUUGAAAUUAAGCCAUAGCUAGAGAAGAGCACUUUUCGGUGAGACGUAUCAAUGGAGGUUUAAGCCCCUGAGGAGCACUCUCUUCCUCGAACGUUAAACCCUUCAACGGCAAAGUCACCCGCCAUGGCUCCUUCGAUGGCGUUCUCACGCUGUCUCACGAAGCAACAGCUUCCCCUCCUCUUCCGCUCAUCUAAAGUGUCCCCGUCUCAAUCUCUCGCUCCUCCUCUUCACGCUUUGUUCUCCACUCAAAUUGUGGGCGAAAAACCCAUUCUUGUUAGAGAUUUCAUACACUCUGCACUUUAUGAUCCGAGACAUGGGUACUUCUCCCAACAAUCGGGUGCUGUCGGCGUGCUGGAGAGGAGCAUUAAGUUUAAUCAGCUCGAGGGUAGGAAGGCAUACAUGAAGCAUUUGGAUGAUAUAUACAAGCAAAGUGAUAUAUCAUGGUUUACACCAGUGGAACUAUUUAAGCCUUGGUAUGCCCAUGGUAUUGCUGAAGCCAUAAUGCGGACAACUAAUCUAUCUGUUCCGUUAAAAAUAUAUGAAAUUGGUGGUGGAUCAGGAACUUGUGCAAAGGGCAUUUUGGACUACAUAAAGUUGAAUGCUCCUGAAAGAGUUUACAACAGCAUGACUUACACAUCUGUGGAAAUUAGUCCGUCACUAGCCAAAAUACAGCGAGAAACUGUUGGACAAGUCAGUAGCCACUUGUCAAGAUUUAGAGUAGAAUGUCGUGAUGCUGCGAGUGGAUGGGGGGGAGUGGAGCAACAUCCUUGUUGGGUGAUAAUGCUUGAGGUGCUUGAUAAUCUUCCACAUGAUCUGGUCUAUGCGGAGAGUCAAGUUUCUCCUUGGAUGGAAGUUUGGGUUGAGAAGCAACAUAAUAAGGAAACACUGUCUGAGUUAUACAAGCCAUUACAAGAUCCACUGAUCAAGCGUUGCCUUGAGAUUGUUAAUUUAGACAAAGAGCAGACAUCUUCCACAGCUAAGAGGUUGUGGUCGAAGGUCUUUCCGAGACCUCGAAGUUGUUGGCUUCCAACUGGUUGCUUGAAACUAUUAGAGAUUUUACACGGGGCUUUACCAAAGAUGUCUUUGAUCAUUUCAGACUUCAGUUACUUGCCCGAUGUAAAGAUAGCUGGUGAUAGAGCUCCACUGGUUUCAACCAAGAAAGAUGGGACUACCUCAGACUAUGGCAGUUAUCUGGAAGCAAAGGGGGAUGCUGAUAUUUUUUUUCCCACCGACUUCUGGCUUUUGGAACGGAUGGAACAUUUCUGCUCUGGGUGGCUAAAACUCAAUCAAGAAAAGUCGUCCAAACAAGGCAAGAAGAGGCGAACAAUCACACUUGACACGUCUUCGUUCAUGGAAGAAUUCGGGUUACCCUCGAAGACAAGAACGAAGGAUGGAUACAACCCACUUCUUGAUGACUUUAAGAACACAAAGUUCUAUCUCAGUGUCCCUACGCAUAACAUCAAGUAGAGAACCUCGAAAAAUCAGUUUUGGGGGUCUCUGGAGACUUUGUGCUACUCUGAAGUGUCUAGGGGAGGCAAUGGUCAAUCCCAUUGCAUCCAUCGAGGAACAAGGCUUAUUCUUAAUGGAUUCAGGAUCUUUAAAACAGUGAUUCGGGUUGCAUAUUCAUCAAACCCCUUGGAAAGUCCAGAAUCGAUUAUUGUCCUAAACUCUUAUGCAGAAGUUUUUGCCUCUUCUUCAAACAAUAGCAACUGGGGUGAAGAUCGAGAUCAGAGGAAAUGUCUAAGCUACUCAAAAGUCUUUUCCUGUCGGAUGAGGAGAAUUGUUGAAUGUGACCUGCCUUUUCUUUUCUUUUUUUUUGUCUUCAGAGAAAAGUUGAUCUGUGGGCGGUUCGAUUCAAGCUAUUUAUCUGUUUCACAAAGUCAGAGACGCCUUGGGUUUCAAUUAGUCGCCUGAACUUGUGACAGUAAAAUCAAGAUCCUUGAAAAUAAAGGAAGUUGUUUUCUGCUUCUUGGUAAUACCUUUCGAACACGGUGACAGUUGAUAUUAAGGAAAUUAUUUCCUUGUUC